Molecule: messenger RNA, 3531 nt
Organism: Nerophis lumbriciformis (worm pipefish)
Lineage: Eukaryota; Metazoa; Chordata; Actinopteri; Syngnathiformes; Syngnathidae
Product: disintegrin and metalloproteinase domain-containing protein 10-like
Biological process (GO): Notch signaling pathway; membrane protein ectodomain proteolysis
Cellular component (GO): synaptic membrane; plasma membrane
Molecular function (GO): metalloendopeptidase activity involved in amyloid precursor protein catabolic process
Source: RefSeq, a predicted model, not a curated record
ACCACAGGGCGACGAGAGGAAGCUGCAAUAAACACACAGGGCGUCUGCGCCUAUCUAAGUAGGACAAUAAAGUGCAAACGGCAUCAAUGCGUUAAUAAUGGAUCUACCAGAUAUGCUGCUUCUCAAAGUUGUCCUCUUCGUCUACUUGCUAAACUCCACUCAAGGACAGUAUCGGAAUCCCCUCAACAAGUACAUCAGGCACUAUGAAGGCCUUUCCUACGACACAGAGGUUGUUCACAGCAAGCAUCAGAGGGCCAAAAGAGCACUCUCUUCUGAAGACCAGUUUCUUCAUUUAGACUUUCAUGCACACGGAAGGCAUUUUAAUCUACGCAUGAAGAGAGAUGCUACCUUGUUCACCCCUGAUUUGAAGGUGGAUGUUUCAGGAGAAGAAUCAACCUAUGAUACCUCUCACAUCUACACCGGAGAAAUCUAUGGAGAGAAAGGUACCUUGGCUCAUGGCUCCAUCGUGGACGGUAAAUUUGAGGGCUUCAUUCAGAGUUACCACGGCAACUACUACGUGGAGCCUGCUGAGAGAUACCUGGAGGGUAAAGACGUGCCUUUCCACUCCGUCAUGUACCACGAAGACGACAUACACUACCCACACAAGUAUGGCCCAGAGGGAGGCUGCGCUGAUAGCACAGUCUUUCAGAGAAUGAAGCGAUAUCAAGCCUCCGCUGUAGAGGAGCCGUCCAAGGCACAUCAGACUGGCAUUAAUGAUGCUGUGAUGCAGAGGAAGAAGAGGAUGGCCCAGGCUGAGAAAAACACUUGCCAGCUCUUCAUCCAGACUGAUCACCUAUUUUACACGCACUACAAGACAAGAGAGGCUGUCAUUGCUCAGAUUUCCAGCCACGUUAAAGCCAUUAACGCCAUCUAUCAGGGCACAGACUUCCUAGGGAUUCGCAAUAUAAGCUUCAUGGUGAAAAGGAUCAGGAUCAACACCACCAGUGACGAGAGGGACAAGUCCAACCCUUUUCGCUUUGGCAACAUCGGAGUGGAGAAGUUCUUGGAACUGAACUCUGAGCAGAACCAUGACGACUAUUGUUUGGCCUAUGUUUUCACAGACAGAGACUUUGAUGAUGGCGUGCUGGGUUUAGCCUGGGUGGGAGCCCCCUCAGGGAGCUCUGGAGGGAUUUGCGAAAAAAGCAAGUUGUACUCUGAUGGGAAGAAGAAGUCUCUCAACACGGGAAUAAUCACUGUGCAGAACUAUGCCUCCCACGUACCUCCCAAAGUCUCCCAUAUCACCUUUGCGCAUGAAGUAGGACACAACUUUGGAUCGCCGCACGACUCCGGUUCCGAGUGCACUCCUGGAGAGUCCAAGAGCCAAGACAAAAAAGAGAAGGGCAAUUACAUCAUGUACGCGAGAGCUACGUCAGGGGACAAGCUAAACAACAAUAAGUUCUCCAUCUGUAGUGUACGCAACAUCAGCCAGGUGUUGGAGAAAAAGAGAAGCAACUGUUUUGUCGAGUCUGGCCAGCCUAUAUGUGGAAAUGGCCUAGUGGAGCCAGGAGAGGAGUGUGACUGUGGCUACAGUGAUCAGUGUCGGGACCAGUGCUGCUAUGAUGCCAACCAGCCUGAUAACAAGAAGUGCAAAUUAAAGCCCAACAAAGUCUGCAGUCCCAGCCAGGGACCUUGUUGUACUGCUGAGUGCGCCUACAAAGGUCGCAAUGAAAAGUGCAGGGAUGAGUCGGAGUGCGCUCAUCAAGGCAUGUGUAACGGAGUGAGCCCGCAGUGCCCGUCAUCCGAGCCCAAGGCCAACUUCACCGCCUGUCACGGCGAGACUCAAGUGUGCCUCAAUGGAGGCUGCUCAGGCUCCAUCUGUGAGAAAUAUGGACUUGAAGCAUGCACAUGCGCCAGUCAAGAGGGUACAGAUGAGACGGAGCUUUGCCACGUGUGCUGCAUGCAGAAGAUGAACCCCAGCACGUGCAGCAGCACCGGGUCGCUGAGUCUGGCUGACUUCUUCCAAAAGAAAGUGACCACCCUCCCGGCGGGUUCGCCUUGCAACGACUUCAAGGGGUACUGCGACGUGUUCAUGAAGUGUCGUCUGGUGGAUGCGGAUGGACCUCUUGCUCGGCUCAAAAAGGCCAUUUUCAACCCAGAGCUUUAUGAGAACAUUGCUGAGUGGAUUGUGGCCCACUGGUGGGCAGUGUUGCUGAUGGGCAUUGCUCUUAUCAUGCUGAUGGCUGGCUUCAUUAAGAUCUGUAGCGUCCAUACACCUAGCAGUAACCCCAAGCUCCCUCCUCCUAAGCCACUUCCAGGUACUUUGAAGAGGCGACGAGCGCAGCAGCAGGCCAACUCCCAGGUGCAGCACCAGUCGCAGCACAGCGGCCACGGUGCUCAUGGCGGUCAGCGACAAGCACAAAGGCAGCCUCAGCGGCCGGCACAGCACCAGCGGCACCACCGCCAGCAAAGAGAGAACUAUCAGAUGGGCCAGAUGAGACGCUGAGACCGAAACCCAAACCUCCACCCCUGCCGCCAGAUCCCCCCCGCCCCCCAAUGCCUUGGCUCCUCCUUGUGCCUACUGUGGGAUAACUAAAGCGUCACUCCAUCCAAAGAAAAAGCCUGACAUGGUCGUUAGUCACCAACGUAUUUUCCAUCUUGACAAACACACCAAGAAGAGAACAUCCAGCAGCUUCCUUCUGGCUCUUUGUAGGAGUGGACCGUCAGCCAUUUGCAGCGCCGCACGAUCUGGGUUCUUUUUCCAUUUUCAUUUGAUAUGGUUUGAAAUUCAGAGGAGUGCCAAGGAGUUAAGGAAUCAUCUGUAGAUUUAGUACACUUUGUGAUGUGUUUUGGUUCUUUUGCGACGUCGUCUCCAGUGACACGCCUGUGGCUGCCGGUAAAUUUUGUCUGUGCUUUUCUCGCGCCAUUCUAGCCCAAAAUGACAGAGAAAGAGAGAGAGAGAGAGAGACACGGCAGGGGAGUGGCGGCACUUGUGUGAUUUCCACAUGUACAAACAGCAAAAGACACAUGCUGCCGUCUCUAUUGUGCAGACAGUCUCCUGCAUGUGACUGUACAUAUUUAGUGUAUCAUAAGUGAAAACAAACUAUUUCUUCUACUGUAAAUGGGUAAUUCUUCACUCUUCUCUGUUUUGUUUGUUUUAAUUUUUUGGUUAGCGCUCUCAGGACUUUUAACACACAAGCGAAGAAGGAAUGAUAGUCGCUAAGAGCUCUGUGGACAUCGUCGCAGGCGAUCUGACUCUGUCGUCCAAUCAGGUGGAGCUCUGUCACUUUAGGUUGCUUGAUUCUGAAUUUAUACAACAAAGUCACCAUAUCCCUCUUUAUUUUUAUUUUUUUUUGGAUCUGUCUCCUUUUUACUGCUUAAUUUCUUGUUCGUGUUGCUUAAGCUCGAUGUGAGGAAGAAGAGACCACCUUGCUUUUUCAACCCCUCUUUGACCAGUUUAAUUUAGCUAUACAAAGAAUGAAUAACCACUAAAUGAACGUAUGACGCGAGGGUUGCUGUGGCCUAGUUUAGAAGUGAGAGUUGACGUGCGUGUGGGAAUAAAAAUGAUUCCGCGGAUGUGUGUAAAAAAAACAA